Molecule: messenger RNA, 1140 nt
Organism: Plasmodium cynomolgi strain B
Lineage: Eukaryota; Apicomplexa; Aconoidasida; Haemosporida; Plasmodiidae
Product: 26S proteasome non-ATPase regulatory subunit 13
Exons: 2
Coding region: 1-1140 (379 amino acids)
Biological process (GO): ubiquitin-dependent protein catabolic process
Cellular component (GO): nucleus; proteasome regulatory particle, lid subcomplex; cytosol
Molecular function (GO): structural molecule activity
Source: RefSeq, a predicted model, not a curated record
AUGGCAACGACGGCGGAGGAAAUCAGCGGUCUGCUGGACGAAAACGAGAACAUGCUGAUCGGGGAGCUGCAGGGAAAGUAUGACUUCAUAAAUUUCAACGAAAUGAAAAAUUACAAAGAAAAGAAGUUCCACCAUGAGUUAACAUUAGAAGUACAAAAAUUUAUUAACAAUAAAAAUGUCCAAGUGAAAGAUAAAUUUAGACUUUUCUACACAUACCUCUCCCCCUUGAUGAGUAAGUUGAAGAAAACGAUAUAUGCAGAGUUGCUUUACAUCGUGACGGCCAAGUUUGAUGCUAAUUGGACUAUCACCUAUUUGAAAGAAUCAGAAAAGAAUUUAGAAAAUGAUAAAGAUGCUAUCAUUAUAUAUAGAUGUAUCCGCAUACUGAAGUAUAUCGAAUUAGGCGAUUUUAAAAGUUGCGAAAAUGAAAUCGAGAGUACCAAAAAUCUACUCCAAGGGGUCAUAGGAUUAAAUAUAGUAGCACAUAAAUUUUACAAUUUUGCUAUUAUGAAUUAUUAUAAAAUAUUAAGUAAGUCAGACUUGUUCGUUAAGUAUGCUUUACUGUACUUAGCAUAUACUCCGUUGAAUGAUUUGGAUGAAGUGGAGAAAAUCGAUAUAGAUGUGUAUAAUAUAGGGGAGAUCAUCCAGCUGCCACUCAUCAAUGUAUGCUUAAAAAACAACGAACAAACGAAUUGGCUGUAUCAGCUAAUUUAUGUUUACAAUGAAGGGAAUAUUGAAAUUUUUAACCAAGUGGUACAGACUUACGAAGAGAAUAUUAAGAAUUCGCUUCUCAAAGAUUAUGAGAGGAAUAUGCUAAAAAAAAUUACUCUCCUUGCUCUCAUGGAUUUAGCUUUUAAAAAAAAAAAACAAAGAUCGGAUAUUUCGUUUGAAGAAAUUGCACAACAUUGCAAAGUGGAUGUGAACGAAGUGGAGAAAAUGCUCAUAACAGCUAAGAGUAAAAAUAUUAUUACUUGUCAAAUUGACGAAAUUCAAAAGUCAGUGAAGAUUAUGUGGGUGAAGCCACGAGUGCUCAACGAUGAAAAAAUUUUCUUUAUGAAGGAGAGCAUAGACAAGUGGAUCACGCAUUCGAAGAACUUGCUCACCUACAUGGAGGACCUCUCUGUCGAGCUGCUGAUAUCGUAG